CCUUCAGCAAAAGCUCUAAACUCGUGCCACAAGGACACACACAUGCACACACACACACACACCCCUUGCCCUACAGGAGCAUUACGGACUAUCAUGGUUAGUUUUAGUCAGUUUAAAAGGAACUUUUCGCCAACUCCAUAGGCACAUACUGACAGAUCUAUGAGGAACGAACACACAGCCGGGAGUCAGCAGGACAGAGCGCUUUGAGAAUGCUGCCGCUCUCACUUUCCACAAGAACCCCUGGCACAGAGAGGCACUGACCAGCCCACACAAACAUGCCAGCAGUGCUUCAGAGUGCUUCCCUCAUCUGCAGAGUGGAUGCAGAGAGGAAAGGGGAGAGAACGAAAUAGAUGGAAGUUAGAAAUGAGCAGUAGAGAGAGUGCGGUUUAUGCUCGAGAGGAAAAUGGAAAGGAAGAGAGAGAGGGAGAGGAGUGACUCCAUCGAUAAGUGGAUCUAUUGUCGAGCGGGCACUAUUGAACCUGUGUCUGAAGCUGGCUGUGUACAUUAUGGCAUGCUGCUGCUGCUGUCCAAUUCCGUGCCUCAGAAACUGCUUUCCAUUUUCAGGUUGGUCCCACCCCGGCUUUAGAUUUUUGCAAUGAGAAGAAAGAGUAACUUUCACAGGGGGACAUCACAGUGUUUCUGUCAGUCAUGGGUAAUAGAUUUACCCAUGAAGCGAUAUCACCCGCUGAGCUCGAUGCCUUAUGGAAUGACCCUCCAUACACUUUAGCAGCCGUCAGUGAGCUCUUUCCGCCCAAUGACGCCAUGACCGCUGAUGAGGAAGCGGAGGCUGAGGCCGAGGUGGAGGCAGAAGUCAGAAGCAGAGAGAUUUACUGGAGGAGGAAGGAAACAUUCAGCGGAAGCAGCACAAUAUCUUCAGCAGGAGAACGCUUCUCUCCAGAUGUUGUUUUGUUGUUUAGCGGGAGGCGACGAUCUAGUGUAUCACCUGAUGGUGAGCUUCAGGAGGCGUUACGUACCAGACUCCGAGUAGUAGAGAGCAACAGUCAGGAUGUCGUCCAGCUCUUCAAGGAUCUGUCUGCACGACUAGUGUCUGUUCAUGCUGAAAAAGACAGCUUUGUCAUCACCUUUAAGACUGUCGAGGAGAUCUGGAAGUUCUCCACUUACCUGGCACUCGGAUAUGUAGCAAGAUGUCUUGAAAACUUUCUCUGUGACCAGUCACUCUGGCUGGACCCUGCAUUACUGAGUGAUGUUGAGAUCUGUGUAACAGUGGAUGAAGACCACUUAGCUACUCUUUACUUAGGACUUCUACUACAGGAAGGUACAUUCUUUGCCAAGACUUUAUACAACAGUGACUGCAGAGAGGAGGAAGAGGAGCUGACCUACAGGAGGAAUGACCUGGUCAUGGUGAAAGACAUAGGACAAGAGGCCAUGUGGGAGGGUACGCUGCUGUCCACGGGCCAACAUGGUCUAGUCCCUGUGCAUGAUAUGCAGCCUCUGCCUUAUCCGUUUUAUCAGUGGUUCCUUAAGAAAUAUCCUGGAAAUGCAGGAGGGAUUCCAGUUACAGAAGGCCUCUUUGAUCAUCCUGUUGUGGUGGGGACCUGUGUGGCAAUAGUGGACCAUUACCCAAUGGGUAAAGAUGAGCUGCACUUACGCCAGGGAGACCUAAUCAAGAUUGAAGGAUUUCUUCUCAAUACUCUGAACAUGUUCAUAGGAAGACACCUCACCAGUGGAGAGAUAGGAUUUGUUCACAAGGCCCAUGUAAAACCUGAGAAUAUCGAGCCUCUCGAUGGACAAUUGGUCUUUCUGAGUAAGGAGGAAAGGGCAGCCCUAUCUAAACUUAACCCUUGCCUUGAGCCCUCUCAGUCUGAUGUACUGGCAAAUCUAUUCUCAACUGACAUAAGCACUGUGUACAGAUUGGAUAGACUUGAUGACUCUGAUUUCACUUACAUAAGAAACCAUCCAAAGUCAGCAGAGCAGAAAACUACAGUGGAUCAAAGAAAGAGCACCAUAUCUGAAAAGAGUGAUGUAACUCCCUACCACUCAUCCCCACGGCAUUCAUUCUAUGCCUCUCGGAAUCAUCUGGACCGGGACUCUGAGAUCCUCUCUUUCAGCCUGGAGGACACCUUUAGAGAGAUGGAUGAAUAUGAGGAAGACCCUCCAAACUUCAUGGAUGAAGGUAUCUGGGAGGCUGAUGAAGCAGAGAGGUGUGACCCAAUCUUGACCCUCCUCAACCUGGAAUAUUUCCAGGACAGUUUUCAAACUCUUUACGACCUUUCUUACUCUUUUCUGGACACUUUCUUCAAUGGCCUUCCAGAAGACGAGGUGCUUCAACAUCUGGAAAACUUUCGGGAAGGAGCCAAGAAAGGCAGGAUGCUCUGGGCCCACCGGCGAGCCUGCUUCCUCCUUGGCCGGCUAUGUGCCAAGAAACUAAAGUUCUCACAAGCACGAGUGUACUUUGAGGAGGCUCUAAAAGUCCCUGUAAAUGGUUUUGAUGACAAGCCACUUCUAAUUGCCCUGUACACCAAUCUUACUGCUGUUUACCUCAAACAGAAGAUGAUGGACAAGCUGCCAUUCACACUGGAGAAGGCAAGUGCUCUGAUUCUGUGUCUUCCCUGCCACAACUUCUGCUCUGUGGAUGAGUUUGAACUGCUGAAACCAAUCAUGCGCAAAGCCAUAAUUGAAAAAGACAAGUACCUAGAGGCUCGGGUAUGCUACCUCUCCCUCUGUCUCUUCAUCCGUCUAAGGAAAAUAGAGGAUGCUUUACCUUUUGUAGAGAGGCUUCAGUUCCUUACCAUGACACUGUCUGUGGAAGAAGGGAGGCCAACUGCUCCAAUUGAUCUCAACUGGAUGCUGUGCAGGCUUUAUCAUAAAAAGUAUUUGCCCUACCUCACAUUAGCUUCUUUAAGUCUAGACUCAGGGCAAGAGCAUUCCUUAGAUGAUGCAUUCCAGAAAAUUGAACUCUUUAUCAAAAACUCAGCAAGGCUUAAUCCUCACUGGAAGGAAAGUAAUUCUGUGCUUCCUGCACAGGUGGUGGUUUACCUUCAGCAGGCCUUGUCCAUAGCUAGUCAAGGGGAAGACCUGAGGACUCAAAGGGACCUGUGCCUGAGCCUAGCAAGUGUUUACCAGCAGCAUGGAGCUCUAAUGAAGGCCGUGCCCUUUGCCCAACAGGCAGCACAAACUGGAUGUCAAAUUAAUGAGGAGGAGGGCUUUGAGGCAUCCAUACUGCUGGCCUGGCUCUUGGUCCUAACGGAGGAACCCAUACAAGCUCAGAACUCUCUGCACCCUCUGCUUAAGUCUUUGAAUGAAACAGACAGUCCAACACAGCGUGGUGUAGUCUACAAUCUUCUAGCCCUAUGUCUCCGCAAACAGGGCAGAGUUCAGGAGGCAGCAAGAAACUUUCAUUGCGCUCUGCAAAUCUCCAGAGAGAAUGGAAACAAGCGUAAUGAAGCACUAGCUCUGGCUAACUUGGGUUGCUUGUCCCUGUCUGUAGGAGCUUCGGGCCUAGCAGAGUGUUUCCUGCUUAAUUCCCUGCACCUAUUCCAGUUUCUCUCAGAGAGCCCCACAGAUCAGGAGCAUGUCCAGGCUCUGCUCUGGCUGGGCAGGAGCUACAAGGAUAGAGGAGGGAGUCAGGAAGUCAGAAUAUGCUUUGAGAUGGGCCUCCUCAUUGCUAUUAGUGCCAACAAUCUUCACAGUCAAAUGGUUGUGGCAAAAGUUCUAAGUCGGCAUUACGCUGACUUGCUGCUGUAUGGACAGUGCAUUGUUUACUAUGAGCACUGUGUGGGCCUGUGCAGAACACUGAAGAAUAAACAGCUAGAAGGAGAAUACCUGGAACUCCUCAGCAACCUGUAUCUCUCACUCAACACUGAGAAGUCAUCAAGGAAGUCUCUUGAUUACUCAAAGCAAAGCUUAAGGAUCUCCAUAGACUUGGGAAAAAGACAGGAAGAGUCAGAGACAUGGCUGCAAGUGGGCCGUAUCUACUAUCUGAUCCAUGAAGAUGAACUGGCUGACAUGUACCUACAGGCAGCAGUAAAGACAGCCCUGAGGAUGAACGACCCAUGUUUUGCUUUGAGCAUUUAUGAGGAAGCAGGAGAUGUGUUUUUUAAAGGACACAGAAACCAACUGGCUGCCGUACCUUUUUAUAGGGAUGGGAGUUUGCCAUUUGCACGCAGCAUUAAGGAUGUGCACUCAGAGUUCAGGCUUUUGAGCAAACUCACAGAGCUCCUGAUGAAGCAGAAGCAGUACGAGGAAGCACUGCAGUAUGCCACACUCGCAGUGCAGGUCAGCGCCACAACUGCUGUUCCUUUGAAUGAGAGAGUGUCCUUCCAUCGUCUUGCAUCAGUGUACUUCGCUCUAGAGAAGUAUGAGAUGGCUGAGAACUACUACCUGAAGUCUCUUUCACUCUGCCCCACUGCACUUGAACAUGCUAUUGAAGUUCGGUACUAUGCUAAAGUGUACUGCAGACUGGCUGAUCUGACCCUAUACAGAUUAAAGGAUGCGUUUGAUGCCAUGGGCUACUACCAUUUAGCUCUGGCAGCCGCCCUGGAGGACAAAGAAAGCCUAAGCACACUGUACAUAAUCUACAUGAAACUCGCAGAGAUCCAUGCCAACCACAUGCCUGAUGCCGAACUGUGUAAGAACUACAUGGACAGAGCGCAAAGUCUAAGGAGGGAACUGGCAGGAUACACCGACUCUAGUGACACAGAAGAAACACAUCAAGACCUGGCCGAGGCAGCAUCUGACAUUCAGACCAAAGCUGGUCAGUCAGACUCCAGCAGUGGCACAAGUACUCUCACAGAGUCCAGCCUGACUGACACCAGCCUCACAAUCGAUGCCCAGAAAGAGUCUGAGCUCAUACUCUCUAACUUGAGUCACAAAGAAGACACGGACACUAACAUAUCAGAGGAAACAGACACAGGGCCUGCUGAUAAUAUCAGUCCGGAGACUAGCUGUCCCGACAAUACAAACCACAUUCAUGAAAGCAGAAUGAAGGAGGGCUUGACUAUUCUAUUGUAAUUGAUUUGUGCAUAAUGCUAUAACUCUGAAAAAUGCACUUCUUUUAAUUAAGCGAUAAGACACUUCUCUCCUUUUUUUUUUAAAUCAAAUGUUGUAUGUUGAAAGUCCUAUAAUAUAUUUUCUAUUAGUGUUUUAAGAAAAAUUGUAACCAUUUUUGCAUCAUUGUAAAUAUGUAUUUGUAUAUCUGUAAAUAUUUUUUUUUUUUUUUUAUCAGUCUACCCUCACUGAGGACUCUUAAAACUAUUACUUAAUUAAAACUUAAGAAAUUCUUUCAACGUCCAUGGACACUGUACUGGUUCCAUAGCAUGUGCAUAUAUCACUACACAAAGCUCUCAUUGAAUAAAUCUUAACCAGAACUGGC
Megalobrama amblycephala (Wuchang bream) is the source of this 5332-nucleotide messenger RNA. RefSeq names its product SH3 domain and tetratricopeptide repeats 2 (gene sh3tc2). Gene Ontology annotation, molecular function: protein binding. The coding region runs from base 649 to 4971 and encodes 1440 amino acids. Gene Ontology annotation, cellular component: recycling endosome. NCBI's taxonomy places the organism in Eukaryota, Metazoa, Chordata, Actinopteri, Cypriniformes, Xenocyprididae. The transcript is spliced from 19 exons. The record is from RefSeq and is a predicted model, not a curated record. Gene Ontology annotation, biological process: regulation of ERBB signaling pathway; regulation of intracellular protein transport.